CAACAGCCAUUGCAAAGCCACCAGAUGUCGCACCAUACGCGCGCAGCAACGCUCCUGACAAUGCCCAGCCCUUGCAUUUCUGCUCCGGCAUGGAAAGGUAGAUGUCUAAGGGUUCUUUCUCUUGUUCUCCUCUUCCUGUCUAACAUUCACAUUCAUUACAUCUCAUUGUAGUCAAACAAUUGCACAAAGUGUCGAACAGAUUCUCAGACUUUCAGGCCGACUGUGAUACUGAACUCGCCACCUCACCAGAAUGAAAUCGGGAACAGUCUAUAACAUACUCUCGUUGUCCACGCUGCUAGCUCUGUCCAACGCCUGGCCGCUUUUCCCACCCUCGAUCGAGCGAAGAGCACCUAUCUCAUACUCGGUUGUCGCAGUGGGUGGCGGAAGCACAACAGACGAUGCCUCGCCGACAGCAACAAUCACUGACGCUGUCACCCACACAGCGACCGUGAUGGAGACACAACUAUCUACCAUCGUCAUCACAGGGUCGGAAACAACCACAACCAUAGUCGUGACCGUUACCUCUCCAUCGCCGACAACUAUCACCGAUCACGCGCCUGCGUCGACAACCACGCCAAUCCUCUCGCCAAUCCUCUCGCCAAUCCUCUCGUCGAGUCGCCAAUACCCCUCCGAGUCAUCGCCUUCAAUAGCACCCUCCGUUGCUCUCCUUACCGCGACCGAGACUCUUUCCCCAGUGACUGUCACUGUCACGCAAUCUCUCCCUUCAACAAGACCGUACGACGACGGUAUGUGGCACACGUACUAUUACUACACCGUCACGCCUGAGAGUUCCUCGAGCUGGACAACGACUUCGUCACCGACCUUGUCUUUGGAAAUGCCCAGCGAGACACCACCGGCCACUAGCACGCCUGUUAUCCCAAUCUGGGGCGUGCAUCCACCGAUUCCUACACCUCCAUGAAGCGAUGCCAGUCAGUGAUCCUUUCUAUGAAAAGGAGAAUGUAUAAAAUGUAUUUGGGUUGUAUUUGGGGUUAUCUUCGGGGAAAAAGUAUGAACAUCAAGUUGGAAAAGAGGACUUCCUCUUCGGGUAGAUUCUGGGAUAUUUGGGGUUUUAGCAAGGCGCUGGCGGUCAUGUCUGAGACGGCUGGUAUAAGUUCGGUAUCAGGAAAGAACGACGACAAUGACAAUAGAAGUUUUGGUUUCAUCAUUUUGGCUUCCUUUUCCCGGCACAUAACUUUGAACUUGUGCCCGAUGGUCUUGAUGCCACAUGUGUUUCAUUUCUCAGGUCCAACGUGAGCGUUCCUCAGACGAGCUGGUUUGACGAAAGACCUGACAUUAUUCCAGGUUGGAUUAAGCACGUAGGUAUUGAGUAUAACGCAAGUUCACGAAUGCUGCAUUCCAAGGUCAG
Molecule: messenger RNA, 1366 nt
Organism: Cladophialophora immunda
Lineage: Eukaryota; Fungi; Ascomycota; Eurotiomycetes; Chaetothyriales; Herpotrichiellaceae
Exons: 1
Coding region: 251-919 (222 amino acids)
Source: RefSeq, a predicted model, not a curated record